AUGAGGAAUGAUGACCGGAAAAUUAGUGGCGGUGAAGGAUGGCUAGCGGUGCCAAGGCCAGGCCGAGGCAAUAGUGGGAUCCUCCCCACAUCAUUCAAGGCUCUUUCAGGCUACCUGAGGAUUGUUUCUUCUGGUGCCUCCACAGUAAGGUCUGCGGCUUCGGGUAUUUCCGAUAGAGACUCGGAAUCCGUAGAUUUUCAGUUUUCCAGUUUUCCAGUUUUCCAGUUUGGGAGAGUGAUUGUCAUUGGUUGCCAUGCUUCAAUAUUUGGACAAAGUUUUGCAGUAUUGUUGGAACUUAAAUCUCAGGUUAACUGGGCUGGGUUUGACAAAUUAGAAGAUGCAGGAGGCAUCACCCAACAAGUUCUUUUGCUGGGCUACAGUGACGGCUUUCAGGUUUGGGAUGUUGAAGAAACAGCCAAUAAGCUCAACUUAGUUUCCAGGCAUGAUGGUCCCGUUUCAUUUAUGCAAAUGUUACCAAAGCCAAUGGCAUCAAAGCAGUCUGGGGAUAAGUUUGCAGACAGUUGCCCAUUGCUGAUCAUCUGUGCUGAUGGAUCCUUCUCUGGAGGUAAUAACAACCAGGAGAGGUUGGGUUCUCCUUGUAAUGGGUCCAUCCGACACUGCCAUGGUUCACUAAAUGGUAGUUGCGUUCCUAUUGUGGUUUGGUUUUAUUCCUUGAGAUCUCAGUCAUAUAUACAUCUUUUAAGGUUUAGAUCAGUUGUUCAUUCAGUGAGAUGUAGCUCUCGAUUUAUUGCCAUUUUGCAGUCAAAUCAUAUACACUGUUUCAAUGCUGUGACAUUAGAGAGAGAAUAUACGAUUCUUACAAAUCCAUUUUUUAUGGGGAGUUCUGGGUCAGGAAAUAUAGGCUUUGGACCGCUUGCACUGGGUCCCAGAUGGAUGGCUUACAGUGGGAGUCAAGUUGCAAUUUCAGAUUCCAGGCGUGUGAGUCCACAACACCUUACCUACUCGGCCAUUUUUCUUAAUCCCGCUUCAAAUGAAAGCCUCGUUGCACAUUUUUCAAAAGAGUCAGGCAAGAAACUUGCUGCUGGUAUUGUGACUAGGAGACAUGGAUUAUAA
Messenger RNA from Olea europaea var. sylvestris, 1074 nucleotides. RefSeq names its product autophagy-related protein 18f-like. The record is from RefSeq and is a predicted model, not a curated record. The transcript has 4 exons. Bases 1 to 1074 code for a protein of 357 amino acids. Lineage: Eukaryota; Viridiplantae; Streptophyta; Magnoliopsida; Lamiales; Oleaceae. Gene Ontology annotation, biological process: autophagy; response to starvation. Gene Ontology annotation, cellular component: cytoplasm.